Molecule: messenger RNA, 2888 nt
Organism: Mytilus trossulus (common blue mussel)
Lineage: Eukaryota; Metazoa; Mollusca; Bivalvia; Mytilida; Mytilidae
Product: suppressor of Mek1-like
Exons: 5
Coding region: 280-2004 (574 amino acids)
Source: RefSeq, a predicted model, not a curated record
UUACCAAUAUUCCUUCAGAAAAAGCUUGAUAUAUAGCAUUACAUGUACAUGUAAUAACAAUUAUUGGAAGAAAACAAACAAUUUCUUAAAGGGACUUCUUCACAAAUGUUUAGAAUGAAGAAUCUAUGUGUAGAUUAGAAUAUAACAAAGGCAUCACAUCUUUGUCCAAUCAUCAGCUUGACAAUUGGUCAACAUCUUCAGGUCUUCAGAAGAUUAAAAUAUAUAAGAUAUGAAAAGAUGCCCACGUUCGUUUGAUGAAAGAGAAUUGAUUGGUUAAAGAUGAAAGAGAUAGAUGAAGUUCCAACGAAGAUUAGUGUUAGUAAGAUCUGUCUCUUCAGGAAAGGAUCAGAUAUUGAUCUAGAGGCAAUAUUUGGUGGACGUAUAAGUAAUAAAAAGACCAAUGUUAUCAAAACAAAUCCAGUGUACAAAGAUGGAAACGGAGUGAAAAGGGGAAAUAACUCUAGCAAGGAAAAUGAUAUGGGUGGUAUAGAAAUUCAGGUUUAUAAUAACAUACCAAAAUCAUCAUUAGAAAAUACAACUAAACAUGAAAAUUUGAUAAUGAAAGAACAAUUGAUGACUGAAAAUUCACGAACAGAGCGUGAUAAAGUAACAGUAACUAACGGUGAUGUUUGUGUGGGUGAUAUCAUUAUAGAAAAUGGGUACAGAAAUCCGUCAUUUAUAUCUGAUACCGAUAGUGAGGCAGGACUUGAUGUGAUGGAGCAUACAGUGAAAUACUCUGGGGAAGGGGAGGGGAAAGGUAACAUGUCUGGGUCAGAAUGGCCAGAUAUUGAUGAUAUUGCUCUGCCACCACUGUCUCAGGAGGAAAUUGACAAAUCAAAGAAUAGUGAUGAUGAAGCUUAUGAAAUGAUAGACUACAACAGAAAUAAAACAAAAUUCAAAAAUGACAUUGAUCCUGGUGACAUUGAAAUUAAUAUAAGUCAGGACUUGGAAGCCAAUGUUCAAUCAGAGGUAAAAGUAACUGAAAAUCUGGUUCAAGAUAGAAAGGAUGAAGUUCAAACGGUCUCUACAACAUUAAUCCAGUCUGAGGCUCAAGAUCAAACAGUUUUAGAAGUUCAAUCAGAGUCUGAGCCUGUUAAUGAACAAGACACUUUAGAAAAACAAGGAAAUGAAAAUGACAAUCUCUUAAAUGGUGAAAUGACGCACAUUACAACAAGUGAUCUCAGUUCUAAAGAUUCCAACGAAAAUGAGAAAAAUGACACUAAAAGUGAUGUUCAAAACGAAAACAGAAAUGAAACUAAUCACCAAAAGACAAAUGGUUCCAUUAACAAAGAACCAAAAAUAAAUGGAUCUGUGAAUUCAACAUAUUCUCUUGAUGAAGACAGCUGUGUAAAUGAGAAAGGAAAAUCGAAAAAGAAGAAAAAAUUAAAACAAAGAAAGAAUUCACUCCCAGAUCAUAUAUUAAACUCAUUGAAUAUGAAACCAUCUAAGCCUAUUCUUGUCCCUGUAGUCAUGGAUGAUAGUGCUAUGUCAGUAGGUCGUUCAAGGUCAACGGACAAUUCAAAUGAACAAAAAUCAGUCAAAUUUUCUGAUGACACUGUGUUUAAUGAUACAAAACCAAAUAAAUACAAACAAGAAAGAUUAAAUUUAAAGGAUAUUUAUAAGGGGAAAAUUUCCAGUAAGGAUGCUGUUGCCAAACUUAAUCCGGUGUUUCUUGACGAGGACAAUCAGGCUUUACAAGACAGGAACACAGAAGGUGGCGACCAGUAUGAUGAUAAUCUGAAUACACCAGCCUACAUGAAGAACUAUUUAACCUCUCAUGGUGGAGAACAAGGACCAAUCAGACAUGCUGGACUUGAUGUUGACAAUGAUAUUGAAAGUAUUGGCAGUGAAGGGGCGGUCAACUAUGACAAACUAAUCCAACAAACAAUUGCAAGAAAGAGACGAAGUCGAGUUCUACGCCUUAUAUGUGCAGUAUUUACAUUUUGUGUUGUGAUUGGAGUUGUGGUUGUUUUAGUCAUAUUUGUUGGGCAAAAGCAGUCAUGAUUAGAAUACUGGUACAUGAAAGUGGGGCUAUUAAUAUAUAUAUCUAUGUAGUCAGAAAGAAGCAGACAUAAUUACAAAAUUUGGAGAUGAAAAAAGCAGGGUAUAUAAUAUUAGAUGCAAACAGAAAUUAUGAUUAUUUUAAUAAGAUGUCCUGACAAAUUAUGUUUACCAUUGAUGAAAAAUGAUUAAAACAAUUUCCAUGAUGUUAUUACUUCAUCUAUUCAUUGUUAAAGAAUAUGAAGAUAUUAUUUUUAGUGUAAAAGUUUUUUGAGAAAUGAUAUUGCAUUAAAAAUCCUAUCAUUUUAUCAGAACAUUAUGAAGUUCCUUUUAUAUGAAUUUCUCUAUAUAGCAUUAAAAAUUUGGAUUUUUAAUUUAAAAGGUUAUAAAUGAGAGAAAUUUUUUGGUACAAAUGUACAGCAUUCAUAUAUUUGCCAUCUGGUCAAGUACUGUGUAAAAAGUAGUACGCAAUCUGAAUACAAUUUGUAGUGUUGUAUUAAAUACAUCCUGCAUAUCAUCGCAAAACAAAUUCUUCUUUUUAAUAUUCUGGAGUUGAUUUCACCAAAAAACAUACGACUAAGAUUGGUCUUAAGUCAUGAACAAAUCAGUACACUGUAGAUUAAUCUUAGUCAUAAGUUUUUUUGUGAAAUCGGCUUCAGAUUUUCAUGUUUAGAAGAAAUAUGUAAUUUUAUACAUUGGUUCUUUGAACAAUUUGUCAUAGCUCUAUCAUUUCUUUUCUUUCUUUCUUUCUUUACAUUUUCCACUGUUACAUUUCAUAGUUGUUGGGGUUUUUUUUAAUAAAAAGAAAUCUGAAAAAUUGAAUGAAAAUAUUUGUGAAGUAAGUGAUACGGGUAAAAGUUUGAUAUGUGAUUAAUUUAUAAACAGCA